AUGGAUCGCGUACGCAGACUCAUCAGCGAGUCGCCGGCCUACGAGCCACUGGAAGGUUCCGUGGAGGACGGUGAUCACGAUGAUCCCCGACGGCCACCCCAGUUCUCCAGACUGGAAUACAGCAUUUUCUUCCUCCUCGGAAUGGCCAUGCUAUGGGCCUGGAACAUGUUCCUAGCUGCAGCACCCUACUUUCACGACCGGUUCGAAUCAAACGAAUGGGUCGCCACACAUUACCAGUCCUCCAUUCUCUCUGUUUCAACAGUCACAAACCUUGGAACUGUAUAUAUCCUCGCCCGAAUGCAGAAGAAUGUGUCCUACCCGUGGCGCAUUACGCUGUCACUGCUUAUAAAUUGCGCCGUUUUUACACUUUUGGCCUUUUCAACGGUGGUUAUGAAAGACAUCUCGGUGGGCAGCUAUUUUGCAUUCUUGAUGAUCAUGGUGUUUGGCGCAAGCUUUGCAACCGGUCUCAACCAAAAUGGCGUCUUUGCGUACGUGGCAGGCUUCGACAGAGAAGAGUACAUGCAGGCGAUUAUGAGUGGACAGGGUGUGGCUGGUGUUCUGCCAUGUCUUGCGCAGAUUAUUUCGGUUCUGGCUGUGCCGAGAAAGGCAGGCCAGGACGGGCCGCCGCAGUCGUCUUCCAAAUCGGCUUUUAGUUACUUCCUGACUGCUACAGUCGUGUCUAUACUCACACUGCUGGUUUUCCUUCAUCUUCUCAGACGCCGUCCUGGCGUGCAGUUGAAGGCCUCGGAUGAGGAUGAGGAUGGAGAAGAUGACCAGAUAGACCAGAAGUCGGUCAGCUUGUGGACGUUGUUCAAGAAGUUGCGGCAUCUGGCUUUUUCGAUCUUCAUGUGCUUCACAGCUACGAUGAUGUUCUUCCCGGUCUACACCACAGAGAUUAUGUCUGUCAAUGACCCGGCCAAGUCCCGGAUGUACGACCCGUCUGUAUUCAUCCCGCUUGGAUUCCUCCUCUGGAAUAUUGGAGAUCUUGGCGGUAGAAUGCUCGUGGUUAUUCCACGCUUCUCCCUCGCCCACCGCCCGUUAAUAGCGUCUGGAUUCGCCAUUGCGCGUUUCGCAUUCGUUCCUCUCUAUCUACUCUGCAAUAUCAACGGCCUCGGAGCUGUGGUGCAAAGUGACCUCUUCUACCUAUUCAUCGUGCAGUUGUUCUUUGGCGCAACCAAUGGAUACUUAGCGUCUAGCUGCAUGAUGGGCGCUAGCCAUCGGGUUUCGGAGGAUGAGAGAGAGGCCGCGGGUGGAUUCAUGGGUAUGAUGCUUGUGGGUGGAUUGACCGCAGGCAGUCUGUUGAGUUUCCUUGUCGCCAGAUGA
Molecule: messenger RNA, 1323 nt
Organism: Penicillium atrosanguineum
Lineage: Eukaryota; Fungi; Ascomycota; Eurotiomycetes; Eurotiales; Aspergillaceae
Product: nucleoside transmembrane transporter FUN26
Exons: 2
Coding region: 1-1323 (440 amino acids)
Biological process (GO): nucleoside transmembrane transport
Cellular component (GO): fungal-type vacuole membrane; plasma membrane
Molecular function (GO): nicotinamide riboside transmembrane transporter activity; nucleobase transmembrane transporter activity
Source: RefSeq, a predicted model, not a curated record